This is a messenger RNA of Stylonychia lemnae, 6282 nucleotides long. NCBI's taxonomy places the organism in Eukaryota, Ciliophora, Spirotrichea, Sporadotrichida, Oxytrichidae. The record is from the annotation of a GenBank genome assembly.
AUGUCGAAUUAGCAAAACAUCCAAAUGCUUCAAAGAUAAGUCAGUAAUAAUUCGAGAACCAACAAUACAGAUCAGGAUUCCAAGUUACCCCCUAUUAGAGUCAGAUAGGAAAGCCUGCACCUUAUCAAUACCAAGGCAGUCUCAAAUCCACUCAUUCACUUCAAUCUUCUGUCUAAUAGAACACUGCAGAGAGAUCUACUUGUGAUAGGUGAAAAGGAGUUCAUGAUGUAUGAUCCAAAUAACGAGCAACUCCAUGACUAUGAUAGCAAACUAAGGAGGAUCCAAAAGAAUAUACUUUCUAUUGCUUCCUCGUAAAAUGGCCAAUAUCUAUGCUUAUUCAUGAUUGAGGGAGAUCUAAUGUUGUAUAAGGUUAAGGACAAGCGACUGCUGAAUAUAAAGGGUGUGCAAAAGGUAGAUGCAAAGAGCAUUGAGAAUCCACCUAAACUUUACAUUAAUGAUUCAGCUUCAAUCAUCAUCAUAAGCCACAAAAACUAAGAUUGCUUAUGGAUGUGGACAAUGUCCAAAGAAAAUUAGAAUUUAAACAUCCUAGUAGAUGAUAAGCCAAUGCUACUGCAAAGCGCACCUGACAUCCCCAAAAAGCCCUCAAUAUUUAGAUCAAGCUCAUUUGACAAGAGAGUAUCGACAUUCUCAGAUAAUCAGUCAGAUCAAAUUCAAAUUCAGGAUUAAAAGCCCAAGAUUUAAGGUUCUACUAGCAACACAGGUGGAGAUCCUUACUUGAGAGGAACCUGGCUGAGUAUCUAAACUAAGGAUGUAAGUGGACCAUUUUCAAUGAGUAACUAAUCGUUUGCUGAGGGGUUUGACUUGAGAUUUAUCAAUCAGCUGUAUAAUCAUAACAUUCAAAGUUCAACUGGAUUCUCUUAAUGUGACUCAGUUAAGAUUGCUCAAAUCAAAAUGUUCACCAAAUCUGAUUACUUCAAGAAAAGCUCUUCUGUUAAUAGAACUGCAGAGGUUAUUCAGGUGCAGCAGUAGCAGGAUGAGAAUAUAAUAAUUGAGAUGAGUUCAUAAAACCUUACAGUCAACUUUACAAAUAAAGGUGGGUCACAUUUUGAGUCAAGUUCAAACAGUAACAACAUCAAGUCAAGAAUUUCCAGUGUUGAAUAUACUGGUCAGCCUUUACAAAAACAAAAAGCUGUAAUCACUAGGCUUGAUAAUUAAUGCUAAUUGGUGUUUACUGUACUUAAUAGUUAGCAUAUGCUUUACUGUUAAGUUAUGUUUUCUAAUUUUGACACUUCAUUUGCUACAACCAUCAAGCUGUUUGACUUUGUAUCUCCAGAUGACUGUCCCACUUUCGACAGCAGAGGAAAGACUAAUCUCUGUAUAGACGAUGUUAUGUGGACUAACAACGAUGCAUUUGUACUUAUCAUAUUCAACUCAUGCUCAUUUGCCGUAUUGCCGAGAUUAGGCAGCUCUCUCAUUCAGAUCUUCAAUCCCACAAUUCUGAACAUAUCUCAAAAGAUGGUAGAGUAGUUCACACAUUACAAAAAUCCCAAGAAAUUCAAUGAACUUAUCCUUCCAAUGUAAUUGCAAUAAAAGAAUCCCUAGGUCAAAUCUGUUUUAUCACUGAACAAGAAAACCAUAACUCUGCAUCCAUUUGAAGAUUCCUUCAUAAUCAGUGACGGCCAAAUGUGCUUUAUAUUUAGAAUCGAGUUUGAACCUGAGCUAACUGACCUAUUUAGCAAGACCAAUAUGAGCUACUAUUUCUUAAGAUUUUGCAUAUCUCUUGACAGAUUGGCAAUUGAUCCUGAUAUCCUUGAGAAAAUUCCGCAGCUUCUAACGAAUAAGCUUCCGCUAUUUGAAUUUGAGAAAAACGCAGAGCUAGAUGAGGAGGAAGACCCUGGCCAAGUUAUUAUGACUGCAUCUUAAAUUAAUCCCUAUGACAACAACGCUAAAAGAAUGGAAACUAAUUAGAGUUUUAAUGCUGAAUUCACCCUUGACUGCCAGACAGUUCUACUAAAUUUAAAGCAUCUCUUAAUGGGGUUAAGAUGGAACAAAAAUUCACCUAUCAAUUAUUAUCAGUGGCUUAUUACAGUAGUUAAUGACUGCUUUUUCUACUUCCUCAAGAAUUCUGAACCUAUUUAUGCUUUCCAUGCACUUAGAAUUGCUGAGGCCUACUGCAAGAAGAACCUGUUCUUGACUGAGUCAGAUUAAGACAUGGAUAUAUUUGAGGUUAGAAACUAAGAGUUUCACUCUAAAAGAGACAGCGACUUCACCAACUUCGACACAUUGAAGAAAUUCUUUGAUGCAGUGCAUGAUAUGUAUGACUAUCAUAAUACUCACGAGUAUAUGUCUAAGUCAACUGCUGAAAAACUGCUCAUUAAAUACGACAUGUUUGAAAGACUUCCUACAAAGUUAUCAAGGGGAAGUGGCAACUGGAGAUUCUAAUUCACUAAGAACUAUACUCUAUUAGUCUAUUAUAGCUUGAUCCAAUUCAGAAAUUAUUAAGCUGCAAAUUUCAAUAUACUAUUCCUCGUUUUUGCUUGCUAUAUCUUACAAAGAUAUCUUGACUCUAUGUUUUCUCAUCAUUUACAAAGAAUUAUUGAGAUUGUCUACAGAAAUUUCUAGCUACAAAAGAAAUCUGAUGACUAUGAACUGUUCCUCGGAAAGUCAGGGAAGAAUUAUAUCAUUGGUCCAGCUGAAAAAAUGAAGUAGUAUUAGGAUUGGGUAAAUCUGGUACUUAAGUUCAGUCUUGAGCAUAUUAGCCAACUUUAUGAGCAGGAAAACAUGGAAAAUAUAAUGGACACAUGUUCCAAUGAGUUAAUUAGCAACCAUGACAAGGUAGAAAAGAAUAUCGGUUAUUUAGGAGAAACUGGCUCAUUGUUAAAAUGGCUGCAAAAUGUCAAUUAGGUCUAUAUAAUAAAUGAGAAUGCGAGUGAUAUCCCAACUUUAGAGAUUAAACAAAUGAUUUCAAGGCUGAAUGAGUAAGAGAACUAAUUUUCUGUUAAUGCAAGGCUCAUAAAUUUCAACAUUAGUGCCUCUUUGCACAUACUCAUGGAGCUGCAUAAAAGGAACUAUUUAAUGAACUAAAAUUAAUCAAUCAACAUCAUUAAUUUGUAUGAAGCUUUGCACAGGAUUGUUAUAGAUUGUACCUCAAUAACUGAUAAUGAUGUGUAACUGCAUGACUAAUUUCAUAUCAUACUCAACAAUAAUUUCUAGCGAUCUACUAAAGAUAUCUCUGAUGUCUGUCUUAUUCCUCAAUUUUAAGAUAUGAAGGAGGCUCAUCAAAGAUAAGUUAUGGCGGUGGUGUAUUUCUAUCUAAAUGAUAUCAGUUCUGGAGUUAACAUCUUAGACAGCUAAAAUCCUAUUGAUAACAGCCUCUUUAAAAUCUUAGUACUCUCUACUGCAAUAAAGCAGUCAUUAAGACAACUAGAAGUUAUUAAUAUUUAAAAUAAAGAGCUAGAAAAUUCACUUUUAAACUCAACUAGCCAAAUUAGAUUGAUUUAGUAGAAGGCUAAUUGUGUAUAGACUGUUAAAAAGUCAAUCAAAUUUCUUAAAUGUUAAUUUCAGGAGCUCUAUACAAAUUAAAAGAUAAGGGAAAAUGGCAGAGGAAUAACUGAUUCUCUUUGGGCAUCAUUAUUAAUGCUACCUAAUAAUACAUCCCCUAUUCUUAGAGAGGAGCUUUCUCAUUAAUCUUUGAAAAAACUAAACAAGAUACUUAAAUAUCUAAAGAUAAACAGUCCUCUACUAAAGCAAAAUAAUACUUUUAGAAAUUAGCAAGACGAUGAAGACCUAGAUUCAGAUAAAUCUUUAUUUAAUUAAACUUUCAGUAAGCUAUUCGGACCUAAAGCUUCACAGAUCUUGCAGAGUUUCAUAAAUAAUGAUAAAAUUAUGCAACUCUUUAGAAACCUAUUUGAGCAGUGCUUAAUAUCUAUAGUAAAUCAGGAAAAUGGAUUUUCCCUAGUAAAUCUUAUAGAUGAUGAGCUGGUAUAUGAAGUUGAUAAAGAAAUCAGCAAUUAAGACAAUGAAAAAUUAAAACAGAUAUCAAGCCUAAUAACUUCAGAUUUCAAGAAAUUUACUAAGAUAUGCGUUUACCUAAAGAAUCUCAUAAGUAUGCUCAAUUAUGAAAGCUAGAUCCUAAAUCAAACUUAAAAGCUAAUCCUCUGCCAAUAAGCUAAGAUCAAUAAUAAAACACAGCUUGAAUACUUCAGAUGCCUAAUUAUAUUAUCAUAGUUUGACAAGUACCAAAAUUCUUAGCUUCUGAUUUCAAAAGCCUUCAUACUCAUCAAGCCAUUAAUGAAAGCUGAGAAUUAAAUGUUUCUGUCCUUAUAGUUGAAUGGUAUAUAAUAUUCAACACUUAAUAGAUCAAACAAGCAAAAGAUAUCCUAGAUAUUAGACAUAGCAAAGUAGUAAAAGGAUACACUAGGAGAGCUGGUUUAGAAUCUCGAAAAUUUUAUAUUUUCUGAAAAAGAUGGUCUUCCACUUGAAAUAACUAUUAAGGACUACUAUCCAGAUUUGAUAUCGUAGAUUAAUAAUGAACUUAAAAUAUAUUAACAAAUGAGUCGUGGAGAGAACAUUUGUAAGAGAAUGAAAAUGAUUUUAUUUGAAAGAAGCAUAUAAGCUCGAGAAAUUUUUGGAAUAUCUUUUGACUACUCGCUAUUUUAUGAAAAAGCAACUUUUGAAAGAAGGUUCGGGAAUAUAUUUGGUCUGAAUGAUAGCACCUUAGAUAAGUUCAAAGGAUUAAUUUAAAAAUAAGAAUCAAAGAGGAAAUAACAGCAGCAAGAGAAGUAUGAUGGUUAGUAGCUAAGCUUUAGAGGAAGAGAGCAGAGCGGCGUUCAUUCAUCUGCAGAUACUUACAGACCAAUAAUUGUUCUUGAAAGUCCUGGCAGGGUUUUAAAUCAAGGUGAGAGUCCUGCUUAGUCAAGUGAAAUACUCCAUAAUCUUAUGAAAAGAAGAUAAUUGGGAAUGCCUUAGACACCCUAGAAAGAUAAGAAUAAAAUCACAAUAACGGGAACUAUGGUAAAAAUGAUUUAGGAAGGGUAAAAGCCAAUUAAUCAUAGCAGAAAAGUGUCAAAAAUGAUUGAAAAAUCUCCUACUUUAAGACAGGGCAGAUAAGAUAAAUCAAUAGACUUCGAUAAUAGAGAGCAUGGUACAGCCAAUGUUAUGAAAAUUACAAAGAGAAGAGACUCUAUCAAGAGAUAGUUUGUAAUCCUUAACAAUCCUCCUUAGUAGAAAUAAGAAGGUGAGGAAGAAGGAUAAUAAAGAUAAAAUCCUCUAUAGAAAAAAGCUUAGCAUCGCAAAGGCUAAAUGUCCAUGGUCCCUACUGGUCCUUAGAUAAACUUCAAUCUAAGAAACCAAAAGAUUUUAGAUUAAAAUGCUACAAACAAUAAUGCUGAAAAACCUCCAGAAAAGAAGUAAGGUCCUCCUCCUGGCCUUCCUAAAGCAGGAAUUCCAUCUUCACGAAGGGCUAAAAUUCAGAAUGCCAAAAAGAAUUCAUAAAGAGAGGAUAGAGAUACGAAACUUUAAAAACUUGUAUAAAAUGUUCAAAGAUAUUUACUAAGAUCGGCAAUUAGCAUAUGGUCAAACAAAGAGCUGAGUCCAGGUAAACACUAUGAGAGUCCGAGAACUAAAAAUCCUUAAAAUAUUGACAACUAGGAAUUCUAAAAAAAGGUAGGACCAUUCUAAAGUGCUUAAAAGCUCAAGUCUGGAAAGGGAGGUUUUAAUCUCAUGCUAGUUAAGAAAGAUGGAGACAACUACACAGUCUAAGAUGCAAAGCAUGUUUUGAAAAAUGCAAAUAAAAAUCAAUCAAUUUCAAUUCCUGCAAGCUAAGUUUUAUAGCCUCCAACUCUUAUGGCUUAAAAAAGUGAAGUUACAAAAAUUGAUAAUAUCUAGAAUCAAUAGCCAACUUAAUAAUUAACAAAACAGAUCAUUAAUGCAAAACCUUUUCAGUUUAUUAGAGUAUAAAGCACACAACUAGCCUAAGGAAAAUAAAAAACAGAAAAUGAAAACAUGAAAAGCGAAGGAGUUGAGUAAAAAUAAACUACCGCCAAGAUCUAGAUCAUCAAGCAUUAAGAGCCUUAACAAAUCAAUACUCAAGUAAAGCCGAAAUAGAUUAUUAAUUUAUAGCAACUAUAGUAAUAGUAACAAGCGAAAAACAAAUCCAAGAAAAAUUAGAGCUCCAAAGAGCAGUAUUUGAACUUUAUCGUAAGUAUACUUUUUUAUCUUAAUGACAUUUUAUAGUAAAAGUACAAGCAGAUAUCUGAAAAGAUAGAUAAGGUUUAGAAAGAUGCGAACCAGCUUAAUAGUGAUUUCUAAAAAUUGAAUUGA